GAGAGAGAGAGAGAGAGAGAGAGAGAGAGAGAGAGAGAUUUGGUAGUAUGGGACAGAGUGAGUGAAGUAUGGGACAGAAGUGUGGUCCCAUUCAGCGAAGUGUGGGACAUCGCCAUUCGUUUAUGUACUGGUCCAUACUACCUCUCAAAAUUACGGAAGUGUGGACCAAAAGGCCCACACUUCCUAGAAGUUUGGGGCAACUUCCAUAGAAAUGAUAGUCACCAGUCUUUUGAUUAUGGAAAGCUGGAAUGUAUUGUAUUUGCACAAAAAACACAAUUUAUCAUUUAAAAUUGUAUUUACAUUUGUGGUUUCUUGGUUGUCGUCACAGGGAAUGACGAUCAAGACAAAAACAACAACUAAGUGCUAAAAUCAACUAAAAACCAUAAUUUUUCCGGGAGACUACCUCAAAAGGGCCUUUAUAAAGUUUAAUAUACAGGCACGCAUGUGGACACCGGCGCCCCAUACACUCUACAUUAAUUAGCUAAUUAAUACUAGGAGUAAUUAGCGACACAAAAACAAAGCAAUAAGAUGGAAGAAUCGAGCGAUGACAUGGACUUUUCUAUAGAUUCUACGAUGCAAGCCAAUGCACACCAUAUUGCCAGAAUGCUAGCCUUCAACAUCCCUCCCCAUGUAUACUACCCUCAUUUGAAAAAAGGAGGCUCUCUUAAAGAACUGGCAAGAAAAUUUCGAAAAAGAGAUGAGAAUGAUGAGCAAGAAGAGGAUGAUGAAAUGGAACUAGACGAUGAUGAAGAAGAGGAAGGAACAGAGGAUGAUGAAAUGGAAGGAACAGAUGAGAAUGAAGAGGAAGGAGGAACAGAGGGUGGUGACAAGGAAGGGGGAUCAGAGACUGAGGAAGGAGAAAAGAAUGAAGAAACCAUAACAGAAUCUUCUAAACGUGGAGAGCCAAGCUUGAGCAAAGAUGAUACUGAAGAUGAAGAUGAAACUGAAGAUGAAGAUGAAGAUGAAGAAAUUAAAGAACAUCAAAAGAAAUCUGGUCGAAUUGAACGACAGUGUCCAGUAUGUAACUCACCAACAGCAAUGCUUGCAAAGCAUCUCCGAAGAAAACACAAAAACCUAAAUGAAGAGGAAAUAUGGGGCUUCAUAUACCAAGCCAGGAAAAAAGUCCCUAUUCAAAGACAGUCUUCAAGGGGAAAGAAGAGAUAUGGCAAGGACUGCCCACUGUGUCAGGCAAAGGGCCUCACAAAGCUCACAGAUCAUCUUAAACGAAAGCACAAGGGUACUCGGCUAGAUGCUGGAGGAAAGAAAGCCACACAGACAGACAUUUUCGACAGAUUCCAUAAGUUUGCAAAGUUUUGCUGUAAGGACAAAACAAGUGAACAACAUGUAACACAGCUGAGGAAGAUGUCUGAAAUGGCAGGUGGCCUCAAUGUCUUGUUCAACGAUAAGGACUCAAUAUACAGGGUUUUUGAAGAGCUGAAGGCAGAGUUCAGACCGAAAACAGUCAGCAAGUAUUUGUCCAGCUUUUCCAAGUUUAUCGCGAUGCUGAAAGUAGAAUAUUCUGAUGCAGAACAACUUAAAAUUUCUCCAAGAGAAAUCCAGCGAAUGGAAGGACUUCUGAUUCAGCUUACAAAGAACACUGCUCUUGGAAUCAAGGAAAGAGAGGCGGAAUUAAAAGACACUAUUCAAGGUUGCUUGAGGGCAUUAAAUGAAAUUCGUUGA
Strongylocentrotus purpuratus (purple sea urchin) is the source of this 1680-nucleotide messenger RNA. RefSeq lists its product as uncharacterized. Lineage: Eukaryota; Metazoa; Echinodermata; Echinoidea; Camarodonta; Strongylocentrotidae. The record is from RefSeq and is a predicted model, not a curated record. The coding region runs from base 529 to 1680 and encodes 383 amino acids. The transcript is spliced from 7 exons.